Anopheles coustani is the source of this 2697-nucleotide messenger RNA. Its product is annotated as titin-like. Lineage: Eukaryota; Metazoa; Arthropoda; Insecta; Diptera; Culicidae. The coding region runs from base 1 to 2697 and encodes 898 amino acids. The transcript is spliced from 4 exons. The record is from RefSeq and is a predicted model, not a curated record.
AUGCUGGUGGCAUUGGGAUUAGUUUUUGCGUGCAUCUUACGAAUAGAGACUCGAGCUGCACCUUCCUACGUCGAUGUCAGCAAUGGGACGCACGUUCAAGAUCAGCCACCGCAGUCGGCCAUCCUUCCAACGAUUUUACCACCGGAGCAGAUCUACCAUCCGGAAUCCUUACCGCACGGCGUUGUGCGCUAUCAGCAUCUGAUCAACAACUCACCGAGCAGCAACUAUUUCGUAUACUACACCGAUAACAUCGUCGACCAGCCAAGGCAGCAAUAUGUCAAUGGAUACAGCAUUUCCGGAAACGAUCCAGUAUCCGGACAGAUUGUGUACAGCCCCAAUGCGGUUCCAAUCCAGCUCGUUACGUUAGUGCAACCGUCGAUCGGAACACCGUUGGGCCAGGAACAGGAGCCGAUCGAUUCGAAGCAGGAAGAAACGGAGGAAGCGCUGGAGGGCGUUAACCGUGGGAAGGUGGAUGUGGACGCGGUUGGCAUCCAAAAGUUGGUAUCGAGCACGCAGAAUUUGGUCAGUAACGAGGAUGUGGUGGACAUCAACAACGCACAGGAAGGUGCUGUUACGGAGCGAGUAGAAACCGCCUUCAACGUAAGCGACAAGGCGGAAGACAGCGUUCCAAGCGAAAGCCAGCGUGUACAGAACAGCCUGGCACAACCGGGUAGUUUGGCCGACCAACCGAUCGUUGUUGGCGAUAGUGACACGGCCGAGUCUGGUGGUGUGCGCACCUUACACUCGGUAAACGGAUUGCAAGAUCGGUCACCGUUCAAACAAAUCAAUGUGGAAAUUCUGGGCGAAUCGGACGACCAUAACAACGGUCAGUUUCUGAAGGAGACGACAAUCUUGGCCAGCAAACCGGCGGAACCGUGCGACGAUGAUGGAAAGGAGCAUGGUGUGCUGAUCACCAAGCAGGAAGUCACCACGAUCAAACCAGUGACGGUGACGCGCGUUCGAGGAUCAACUGCGGCCCGCCUGAGUACGAGGUACAAAGCGGUAGGACCUUCGUCGGAGAAGCUGGUCUCGACCACGGCACGCCCACUCCCGGUGGGUGUGGGUGGUGGAGUGACUCCGAAACCGGUAUCGUCACGAUAUCUGGCACCAAUUCAAGCGGGAUUGCGGCUAUCCAAUGCGGACAGGUCACGUCCGGACGACGACUGUGUGGACGGUGGCGUGACAGUGGCUCCGAAGGAACGGACCGUGGUGGAAGUCCAGAAGAGCCUCAACAUCAAGAACAUUCUGAUCGAACAGGAAAAACCGAACCAACGUCAGUACGGGGCGCGGACGAAGAUCAUCCAUCAGCCAGUGUACGUGGAGAAACAGGUCGAUCGCAUCGUGAAGCAACCGGUGUACGUGGAGAAACCGGUGGAGCGGAUCGUCAAGCAGCCGGUGUACGUCGAGAAACCUGUCGAUCGGAUCGUAAAGCAACCGGUGUUCAUCGAAAAACCGGUAGAACGCAUCGUACAGCAGCCGGUGUUCGUGGAGAAGCCGGUUCCGGUGGCGGUGCCGGUGGAGCGGAUCGUCGAAAAGCCCGUCCAUCAUACGCACUACGUCGAUCGACCUGUUCCGGUGGAGAAAAAGGUGACCGUGCACGUGCCGGUCGAGAAGAUCGUCGAGAAGCCGGUGCAGGUGGAGAAGAUUGUCACCCAAGAGGUGCAGGUUCCCUACCCGGUGACGCAGGUUGUCGAUCGGCCGGUUACCGUCGAGAAGAUUGUCGAAAAGCCGGUGCCGGUUGAGGUGGCACGGUACAUCGAUCGGCCGUAUCCGGUGGAGAAAAUUGUCGAUCGACCGUAUCCGGUGGAGGUUCAAGUGGAGAAGGUGGUCGAAAAGCUGGUCGAUCGGCCGGUCGAGGUCGAGCGGGUUGUCGAGAAGCACGUGCAGGUUCCGGUGCCAGUGGCCGUCGAACGGGUUGUCGAAAAAUUCGUCGAUCGUCCGGUGCCGUAUGCGGUGGAGAAAAUUGUCGACCGUCCCUACCCGGUGGAGAAGAUUGUGGAGAAAAUCGUCGAUCGUCCUUACCCGGUACAGGUGCCGGUAGAGGUCCCGGUGCAGGUUCCGGUGCACUAUCCAGUGGAGGUGCCCGUGGGCAUCCCGAUUCCGUAUCCCGUCGAGAAGUAUAUCGCACUUCCGGUUCACGAGCCCAAACCGACGCAUUCCAUCAUCAAGACGGUGCACCACGAGCAUUUCGAUUUGGGCAAGUUCUUGGCGCAAAAGAAAAAACACUUUGUCGACCACUUCUUCCCCAAAUCACAUCAUCAUCCUAAGGUGUCCAUAGUAGAGAUGCCUGGGCAGCAUGCGGUUUACCAUACGAACCAUCAUCACCAUCCCAAGAAUGAUUUGCAUUUCGGCGCCUCGGUUUCGAACCCGGUGUUGGUGGAUGGAAAUCAUCUGAACUUCCAGACACACUAUGCACCAGAAAAGUCGCAACCGAUCUAUGGAAUUCCAUACACUGGGGAAACGUAUGCAGGAAACUUCGGAUAUGUCCAUCAUCAACCCAUCGUAAAGGAUGAUUAUGUGGGACCAACACCGCUGCUAGAGGAUCAUUGGGCGGUAAAGAGCGACGUGAAGUUCCGUCGCAGUCCCAGCUACGGCAAGAGCUUGCGCAUCGAGUACGGAGGAUUCAAGCCGCCACUAGUGCCAUCGGUGGAAAUUGACGAGCAUGGAGUUCCGCUAAACAAAGAGAAUCAUAAAUGA